UAAUCCGGGAUUAUUAAAAUUUCCAGGUUACCCGGAUAAAUUACAAUCUUUGCAUUGGACUAAGAUUCUUAAUUUUCAUCCACAUCGAGACCAGAUAGUUUAUAAAAAGAAAAAAAUUUAUGUGAAUGUUGUCAUUAUCGUCAAGGUAGUCCAUAGUAAUCUUUCCAAUAUAAUCUAUUCACCACAACUUCCGCGCAAAGUAAG
Messenger RNA from Dentiscutata erythropus, 204 nucleotides. The record is from the annotation of a GenBank genome assembly. NCBI's taxonomy places the organism in Eukaryota, Fungi, Glomeromycota, Glomeromycetes, Diversisporales, Gigasporaceae.